Molecule: messenger RNA, 1458 nt
Organism: Patiria miniata (bat star)
Lineage: Eukaryota; Metazoa; Echinodermata; Asteroidea; Valvatida; Asterinidae
Product: TSC22 domain family protein 4-like
Exons: 1
Coding region: 583-1443 (286 amino acids)
Source: RefSeq, a predicted model, not a curated record
GGUUUUCUUGUAUUUCAUGCAGGUUGGAAUGCGUGUAGAGUACCAGUGAGACACAUGAUUCGCCAUUUUAGUUUUUUUAAUAUCGUGUCGGUAUGAAGUGCUACGGUCGGUUUGGUACUUUGAAUGAGGGUAAUGUGAAAUGAAUAUAGGAGUUUGGCGGGUGAAGGUUAGUCUCGAUUUGUUUGAGCUGGUAUUAGCGUGUUUUCCAAUGGAAUUGGCGUCUAAGUGAAGGGGGCGAGUAGGCCUAAUGGCGUCCCCUCUACCUACCUAGCUAGGCCCAUCGGCCUGAAUAUCGCAUAGUGUAGGGUGAGUACAGUAGGUACACUAUGACCACAGGGUGAAUGCCCCACCACAGGCAUGGCCCAUGCCCGCUUAGGAAAUUAAACAGACUGGGUAGGCCUAACUGUGUUAGGCCUAACGUUAAUGUGUUUUUGGAGAAGUUGUGUUUCGAUUCUGUGCCUGCAUGCCGUGUCUACUGCUUGUGAAUGAUGUUACCGCGUUCCCAUACGUGUGUAAUUUAGCCUGGACCUCGCUUCGUGUACACUGUGUGUAUGUUUGCAUGACAGCAAUUACUUUAAGACCAUGGAAAAGCAAGACAGGCACGCCUCCAACACACAUCAUGUCGACAUGAGAAAGGAUGCGUUGCUCAAUACUGUGCCUGUUGUGGCUGCAAACAGAUGUGAUCCAGACGAGGAUCCUGAACUACAAUAUUUGGACCAGGACAAGAUCAACAAUUCCAAGAAGAAGAGUUUUUUCCAGAUCACGAGCGUAACAGAAAAUGUCAAUGAUGAAAACGACAGUAUGGACGAGCUUGACGAAAGCCGAGUAGAUGAUUUGUCCACAGCUGAUCUGUCAAAACUCAGUUUACAGACAGAUAUUGAGCAUUCAGAAACUGAAGACUCACCAAACCCACUGGGUGCUGGUUAUGGCAUCAACCCAAAUGCUGCAAUGAACCCUAACUCAGAGGCCAACGGGAACGGCCCCUCCAGGUUUAAGUUGGUAAAAGUUGCUCGCAUUGAGCCAAUUAAAAGGGGCCGAUGGACAUGCAAAGACUUCCCCAGUGAACCCCAGCCAGGCUCUGAGAGUACAGUGGCCAAGACGGAACAGAUUCGAGACAAUGUGUCUGGCAGCUCAAGUGCAGCCAGCUCUGUGCAUUAUGUGCCUGGAGAGAACCCGCCCACAGAAAAUCCACUUGCAGACACAAACUCUGCCCCCCAGCAACCGCCCCCACCGUCCAAAGACAACACACCGAAGGAGACAUCAGACUCCGUAGAUAAGAAAGACUCAUCUUCAACUCGGCCAGAUCGCAGGCCGAGUAGCAAAACGGACUCAAAUAAGGAGGGCUUGAGCAAGAAAGAAUCCAGUGCAGGGGAUCUUUUAUCGCUAGAUUCCUUGAGUGUUGAAAUGCAUGCUGAUAACCAGUCAGAAAAUGAUGAAAGGUGAGUUUGGACUUACAUU